ACACACACACACGCUCGAGCACGUAUGUUCGCUCACAUAUACGCACAUUUUUUCUUGCUUUGCUUAUAAAAGGCCAUACAAUUUCCCAUUUAUGUUCAUUCAAUGCAAUAGUAGUGUAAGAGAAAUUAGAGAGUAAGAUGGGAGACCAAACUUCAUGGAGGAUGAUGAGUUUAGCUUUCAAUAAGAUGAAACCCUACUUGGCUAUGAUAUCUUUGCAAUUCGGCUAUGCCGGAAUGUACAUUAUUACCAUGGUGUCUUUGAAGCAAGGGUUUAGUCAUUGGAUUCUUGUUGUUUAUCGUUAUGCUGUGGCCACACUAAUUUUCGCUCCCUUCGCAUUUUUUCUUGAGAGGAAAUUAAGGCCAAAGAUGACACUAUCAGUGUUUUUAAAGAUAAUGCUGCCAGCUUUUCUUGAGUAAUUC
Molecule: messenger RNA, 419 nt
Organism: Olea europaea var. sylvestris
Lineage: Eukaryota; Viridiplantae; Streptophyta; Magnoliopsida; Lamiales; Oleaceae
Product: WAT1-related protein At1g21890-like
Exons: 2
Coding region: 138-416 (92 amino acids)
Cellular component (GO): plasma membrane
Molecular function (GO): transmembrane transporter activity
Source: RefSeq, a predicted model, not a curated record